Molecule: messenger RNA, 1143 nt
Organism: Capsaspora owczarzaki ATCC 30864
Lineage: Eukaryota; Filasterea; Ministeriida; Capsasporidae
Product: isoprenylcysteine carboxyl methyltransferase
Exons: 3
Coding region: 15-719 (234 amino acids)
Biological process (GO): C-terminal protein methylation
Cellular component (GO): membrane
Molecular function (GO): protein C-terminal S-isoprenylcysteine carboxyl O-methyltransferase activity
Source: RefSeq, a predicted model, not a curated record
UCAGCAAUCGGACAAUGCUCAAGACCACGAAUCAUGUCUGGAUGUCGUCUCUCGCACUGCUCCUGUUCACGCUAGCCACCCGUACUCUCGCCGCCAACCAGGCGCAAGAUCCUACGCAUGCAAGCGCGACCUCAUCAAGGGGCUCGCCGGUGUCGGUGCAAGUGCUCUCGCUGCUUCUGGUGCUCGGCUACACCUUCGGGACGGAGCGGUAUGCUCGCCAUGGCAGCAAGACCGCUCGAGCGGUGUCUGACAAUUCAUCGCGCUCCACUGUGAUUACAAUCGUCUCGGCCACCAUUUUCCCGUUUGCAGGGGCUCUGAGCCUAUUCGACCCACUGGCAAUGCCGCCGCUUCCAACUGUCGUCGUGGCAUUUUUAUUUGCAGUCGAACUCUUUGCCAUCUGGCUUCGUUACCAUUCUAUGCACAUUCUGGGCAUCUACUUUACACGCUCCCUCAAGGUCCAGGAAGGUCAGCGCGUGAUUCAAUCGGGCCCGUACGCGUACAUUCGCCAUCCGGGCUACUUGGCGAAUCUGCUCGCAUUUUUCGCCCAUGCCGUGUUGGUUUCCCAAAACUAUGGCGUCUUUGCGAUUGUCUUUUGCGCCAUGGCAGUUGUCUGGUCGGUGCGCAUCGAUCUUGAAGAGCGCAUGCUUGUGUCUGAGCUGGGGGCGGCGUAUGUCGCCUACCAGCAGCGAACAAAGCGGCUGAUUCCGUUUGUUUUGUAAAGUGCGGGAGAGCAUGCGUUGGAAUUCUGGUUGUGUUGUUGCGUUGUUGUUGUUGUUGUUGAUUUUGUUGUCGAUAGUGUUGCUGUGGCUGUUGUUGGCUGUGUAUUGCUUGUGCUGGUGCUGUCCGAUGAAUGGAUUGAAAAUGCUGCGCAACAAAAAACCACGAACACAUCUUGCUCGAGCUGCAGCCAACCUUCUCCAGCACCGUGGUCGACCUCUCUGGCUCGACGGACACGUGAAACCGUGCGACUCGCCUCCAAUCGGUGUGCCAGUGCAGAUGCCGAGGCCGCUGCGGUUUCGGGGGUUGCGGGGGUUUGGAGCUCCGCGCCACCCUUUGAUUACGCGCGCUUAUGGAUUUCGCGCGUGCAUGUUCGUUCUACCGCCCACAUCCUCCUCCUCCUCCUCCUCCUCCUCUUCCUCCCCC